Molecule: messenger RNA, 465 nt
Organism: Mesorhabditis belari
Lineage: Eukaryota; Metazoa; Nematoda; Chromadorea; Rhabditida; Rhabditidae
Source: the annotation of a GenBank genome assembly
AUGUCGAGUGAUUCCCCGCCUCCAUCAUAUUCUCCACCAAGACCCCCUCCACCCUAUGAAAGUCCCGAGCCGAAGACGGAAAAGUCCCUAGAAAUGGCUGAUAAUGAAAAAAAUGAGAAACGAGAAUCAUCAAUACGGAUAGGUCCUGCUCCAUUCGUGCCUUUAUCAGCUCAACCAUCAGCUUUCAUGCAUCCACCAUCACAGUCAAGUACUUUGGUUAUCGUUCACCCAGUCAAAGAGGCGGCUACUUCAGCUCCCUAUCAGACAUUUUGUCCAAAAUGCCAGAUGCCAAUCACAACCCGACAGCACUAUGUGACGGGCACUUUCACAUGGAUUCUCGUUGUCGUCAUUUUAAUAUUUUUCUUCCCACUCGCUUUUGUUCCCUUUUGUUUAGACUCUUGUAAAGACGUUCAACACUAUUGCCCAAAAUGCUCAACGCCAUUAUCGUACAGGAGAAAGUUUUUC